AUUCCCCCCACCCCCACCCCCGGCCUUGGGGAAGUAGGAGCCAAGUUGGAUACAACUUCCUAGAGUCCCCUUCCCAGGAAGGUCAGAGCACUCAAGCUCCAAGCCCUGCUCAGGCAAAAGGGUAAACUAAGGCAGAGGAGGGGAAAAGGCCGGGCCUAUUUCCCCAGCCCUGUGCCGCAGAGCAAAUUUAGGAGCCCUCUUGUGCCCAUUGCUGUGAGGCACCCAGUGUGUGCUGACACCCUACUUUGUGCAAGGUGGGCUAGGUCCUCCCUUACCCAGUCACCUGCACUGGAGGCUAGAGCAGGCAGGGUUGGGCUGCUCAAGCAGCUGGGAAGGCUCCAGAUUAGAAGGCUGCUGUUGAGGAGGGUAAGGCCAGCCGCCAGCAGUCCAGCCCCUUCCCCACAACCUCCAGCAAACCUGAAGAGCCCCCGGGGUAGUGGGCGGUGGGCCAUCCCCUAGCAACCCUCAUGCCCAGGCGGCCAUUCCCUGCCCAUGCUGGAGGGGCCCUCUCCAACUGCUGGGAUUUCAAGCCUUCAGCCUCUUCCAUUUCUCCACCCGCAUGAUCCCGCCACCCCCCACCCCGUGCUCCGUUUUGUUCAGUUGUGAAUGCCACGUCCUGUCCUGGCGACAGGAGAACAAUGUUGGUGAACGUCGCUGCGCGUGUCCGAGUGUUCCGUGUGCCCCUGGGAGCGGGUGGGGGCGGAAGCCCAGGCAGCCGGCGGGCCCUGGUGAUAGCACCCUAUCUGCAGAUGCAGCGCUGGUCCGCGUGGCCUCCGAGUUAUUUCUGGCCGGGUGGCAGCACUGCGGUCUGUGCGACGGCGGGCUUUCAGGGCCUGUAAGGAGCGGGCUGGCUCUGUGGUCAACGCCUCCCGCUCCAGAGCAAGCCAGGCCACCGACCUCUCGCCAUGGCCUCCCGGCCGCGCGGGGCGCUCAGCCUACUGCUGCUACUGCUGGCACCGCCAAGCCUUGCAGCUGUGGGCUGCCCCGAGCCUUGUAGCUGCGCGGGGACGCAGGUGGACUGCGGGCGCCGCGGGCUGACGUCGGCCUCGCUGCCCGCAGUCUUCCCGCCCGACACCACAGAACUGGUGCUGACCGGCAACAACUUGACGGCGCUGCCGCCUGGGCUGCUGGACACGCUGCCCGUGCUGCGCGCCGCGCACCUGGGCGCUAACCCCUGGCGCUGCGACUGCCGCCUGGUGCCGCUGCGCGCCUGGCUGGCCGGCCGCCCCGAACGCGCUCCCUACCGCGAUCUGCGCUGCGUCUCACCCCCUGCGCUGCGCGGCCGCUUGCUGCCCUACCUAGCCGAGGAGGAGCUGCGCGCCGCAUGCGCACCCGGCCGACUCUGCAGGGGGUCGCUGGCGACUCAGCUUUUGCUGCUCGGCCUCGGGCUGCUACACGCCCUGCUCCUGGCACUGCUGCUGUGCCGCCUGCAGAGGCUGCGCGCCCGCACCCGCACCGCGCACCAGUCACCGCUGACCGCCCCACUAGUGGACAAGCCCGCCGAGGCAGGUGUGUCCUAAGAGGAGGGGACUAGCGUCGAUCAUCGAUCAUCGUAGGUCUGCAAAGUCGAUGCAACCCUUCCCGGAGGAGCCCUCGCCCGCUCUUGGAUCCGCCUUGGCCUCUGCCCAGCCUCCCAGACUCUCUGAGACCCAAAGGCCCUAAUCCAUAGUGAGGAGUGAGACGACCUACACCCUCUACGCUUGGGGAGGUAGAGGUGCCCAGCUACAGCACAAUACUUAGGAGCCUCCCCUCCCCUCCCCAUUCCAUGCUGAAUAAACCCUUCUAAUCUA
This is a messenger RNA of Heterocephalus glaber (naked mole-rat), 1790 nucleotides long. RefSeq names its product glycoprotein Ib platelet subunit beta (gene Gp1bb). NCBI's taxonomy places the organism in Eukaryota, Metazoa, Chordata, Mammalia, Rodentia, Bathyergidae. The record is from RefSeq and is a predicted model, not a curated record.